AUGACAACGAUAACUACCCCAAAAUUAACAAGUCUCUUGCUCGAAGAAUUAUACAAUCUAUAUAAAAAUGCUGAUGAUUACAAUGUCACAAUAAAAGUUGGACGAAAUGAAAAUGCUCGAGUUUUUAAAGCACAUUCUUUCAUUCUACGUGCUCGUUCGCCGUUUUUCGAAGCUGCAUUAUCUCAAAACUGGGCUCACAGAGAUAAUAAUGAUAAGGAUAUGUUCUUGUUGGAAAAACCAAACAUACAUCCAGAAAUUUUCGAAAAAAUCAUAGAAUAUUUAUAUACCGCUAAAAUUUCAUUGCCAGCAGAAAAUAAAGACAGUCAUUUGGAUAUUCUCGUUGCUGCCGAUGAAUUAAUUCUCACAGAUCUGGUCAAUCAUAUCCAAGAGAACAUCAUCCAAGAGCGACAAGAUUGGAUCAAUAAUAAUGUCCUUCAAGUUUUUCAUGUCUCGUCAAAAAUCGAGUCUUGUCGACAACUUUGUGAAAUUUGUCUCGAAAUUUUUGCGUCAAAUCCCAAAGCACUAUUCGAUUCGUCACAUUUUUUCUCAGUGACAAAAGAUCAGUUGAUUUCUUUAUUGAGGCGCAAUGAUUUAAGAAUGGAAGAAAUUGAAAUUUGGGAUUAUAUUAUCAAAUGGGGAAUAGGUCAACUCGAUAAUUUGGAACGUGAUAAUUUCGAAAAUUGGACCGUGGAAGAAAAGCGAUUAUUGACAGAUACAUUAAAGGAUACAAUUACACACAUUCGCUUCUUUCAGAUAUCAAGCAAAGAUUACCUAUACAAAAUACUUCCGUAUAAAAAGAUUCUUCCCGCUCAAAUCAAAAAGGAUUUGCAAAUCUACCAUCUUGCACCAGACACCAAAAUCCAAACAAUCAUUCUUCCUCCGAGAAUUGGACUAAAAUUUCCAGAACCAGAUUUGAUCACUGCAAAACAAGCCGCUCUUAUCGCUAGUUGGAUUGACAAACGAGGUGACGUUUAUCAAUUAAGUAUGGUCCCCUACACCUUCAAAUCCUUGCUAAACGGAGGUUGCGAAGGAAUCAAUCCUGAAGAAUUUCUUUUGCAUUGCGCGGGCAAAACACAUAUUUGCAUCUUCUUCAAAAUUCUUGGGUCUCAACAAGCUAUCGGUGGGUAUAAUCCUUUGGGGUGGUCGUUUAGCGGGUAUUACAAGAAAUCGAAAUAUUGUUUUCUAUUUUCCUUCCAUAAUGAAAAUGCUGUUCUUAGUCGAAUUGAUCCUGAUUCUAAUGCUAUCAGUGAUCCCGUUUAUGAAGAUAGAGGAUUGGCUGGCUUUUGUAGUGAUUUAAAUAUUUUCACACAAACAACAAAACAAGAGUCUUAUAUGAGAACCAUAUAUCAUCAAUUUUCAUUUCAAAUAGAAAAAUUUGGAAUAUUUCAGGUGAUUCAGGGAUAA
Molecule: messenger RNA, 1404 nt
Organism: Ambispora gerdemannii
Lineage: Eukaryota; Fungi; Glomeromycota; Glomeromycetes; Archaeosporales; Ambisporaceae
Source: the annotation of a GenBank genome assembly